Messenger RNA from Musca vetustissima, 1179 nucleotides. RefSeq names its product innexin inx3. The transcript has 5 exons. Lineage: Eukaryota; Metazoa; Arthropoda; Insecta; Diptera; Muscidae. Gene Ontology annotation, molecular function: gap junction channel activity. The record is from RefSeq and is a predicted model, not a curated record. Gene Ontology annotation, cellular component: plasma membrane; gap junction. Gene Ontology annotation, biological process: phototransduction. Bases 8 to 1177 code for a protein of 389 amino acids.
AAACAAGAUGGCAGUGUUUGGUAUGGUCUCAGCCGUUUCAGGCUUUGUAAAAAUUCGAUAUCUAUUGGAUAAGGCGGUCAUCGAUAAUAUGGUGUUUCGUUGCCAUUAUCGGAUAACAACGGCCAUAUUAUUUGUGUGCUGUAUUAUUGUGACGGCCAAUAAUUUGAUCGGUGAUCCCAUCUCAUGCAUCAAUGAUGGUUCCAUACCGAUGCAUGUCAUCAAUACCUUCUGCUGGAUUACCUACACGUUUACUAUACCGGGUCAACAGCAUAGGCAAAUUGGUACAGAUGUGGCGGCCCAUGGUCUGGGUAAUGAAUUUGGUCAGGAGAAACGAUAUCAUAGCUAUUAUCAGUGGGUGCCGUUUGUGCUGUUCUUCCAGGGCCUCAUGUUCUAUGUCCCCCAUUGGAUUUGGAAGAACAUGGAAGAUGGCAAAAUGCGCAUGAUCACCGAUGGACUGCGUGGCAUGGUCUCCAUACCCGAGGAUUAUCGCAAAGAUCGCCAAAAUCGCAUUAUCAAAUAUCUAAUGGAAAGCUUGAAUUCCCAUGCCGGCUAUUCGUUCGCCUAUUUCUUCUGUGAGGCUUUGAAUUUUGUCAAUGUCAUUGUGAACAUCUUUUUGGUGGAUAAGUUCUUGGGCGGCGCCUUUAUGACCUAUGGCACAGAUGUCAUUAAAUUCUCGAAUAUGGAUCAGGAUAAACGUUUCGAUCCAAUGAUUGAAGUCUUCCCACGUCUCACCAAAUGUACAUUCCACAAAUUCGGCCCUGGUGGUUCACCACAGAGACACGACACUUUGUGCGUGUUGGCUUUGAAUAUUUUGAAUGAAAAGAUUUACAUUUUCUUGUGGUUCUGGUUUAUCAUUUUGUCGGUUAUCACUGGCGUUGCUUUGAUUUACUCCUUUAUGGUUGUUACUAUGCCCACCACACGUGAAACCAUUAUCAAGCGCUCAUAUCGUUCCGGUCAGGGCAAGGAAAUCUCCAGUCUGGUUAGACGUUUGGAUAUUGGUGACUUUUUGUUGUUGCAUUUUGUUGGACAAAAUGUCAAUACGAAAUCCUAUUCGGAAAUGGUACAAGAAUUAUGUAAUCUCUUGGGUACAUCAAGGACCCCAUCGGCACCCUCAACAUUGGAGAUGCAUCCAAUUUAUCCACAAGUUGAUAGUUUUGGCAAGGAAACUGAAACAUAAAU